This is a messenger RNA of Hypomesus transpacificus, 2472 nucleotides long. RefSeq names its product major facilitator superfamily domain containing 8 (gene mfsd8). The coding region runs from base 300 to 1826 and encodes 508 amino acids. Gene Ontology annotation, biological process: transmembrane transport. The record is from RefSeq and is a predicted model, not a curated record. The transcript has 12 exons. Gene Ontology annotation, cellular component: lysosomal membrane. Gene Ontology annotation, molecular function: transmembrane transporter activity. NCBI's taxonomy places the organism in Eukaryota, Metazoa, Chordata, Actinopteri, Osmeriformes, Osmeridae.
UAAAGUUAAGAAUCACAUGAGCCGUCUGCAUUGUAAAUAGUCAGAGCUGUGGCUUGCGUCUGAAAUUAAUUUUUGGUAUGAUACGGCGACGAACGAUUUCUUUCGUUUGGACAUUUAAGUUAGUGUGUUUCGUUUCGUAAGGAUAGCUUGACUUGUCGCACGCAAACAUGUUGUCAGCAGAUAGAAUGAAGUUCAAUUUAGGUUUAGUAGGAUAAUGUUCUAAUCAGUUAUCAGUAAUGCCAGUGUAGAAAACUAUAUGUAGCUAAACUUACUAUAGUAUCUUUGGGUUGUUACCAACAAUGUCUCAACUUAUGGAUUCAGAAGAGAACACUCCAUUGCUGAAAGAUGAUUCCAGGAGUGAUGACUGUCAAGGGGAUGACUACAAGAGUAGGUGGCGGUCUAUUCGAGUCAUGUACUUUACGAUGUUCCUCAGCAGUGUUGGUUUCACAAUUGUCAUAACAUCAUUAUGGCCCUAUCUGCAGAAGAUCGACAGCACCGCCAACGCCAGUUUCCUGGGCUGGGUGGUGGCAGCCUACAGUUUGGGCCAGAUGCUAGCCUCUCCACUGUUUGGCCUGUGGUCCAAUUACAGGCCCAGGAGAGAGCCGCUGGUCUGCUCCAUAUGCAUCAACGUCUUUGCCAACAUCUACUACUCGUACGUCUACCUGCCCUCCACCGAGAACAAGAUCCACAUGCUUAUGGCUCGAGCCUUUGUAGGCUUCGGUGCAGGUAACGUGGCUGUGGUGAGGUCCUACGUGGCCGGGGCCACGUCUCUGAAGGAGAGGACCGGGGCUAUGGCUAACAUGAGUGCCUGCCAGGCCUUGGGCUUCAUCCUGGGACCAGCUUUGCAGGCAGGGUUGUCCUUCAUUGGUGAGCAGGGUCUCAAUGUGAAAAUCAUCAACCUCCAGUUCAACAUGUACACAGCCCCAGCUCUGUUGGCUGCAGGCUUUGGGGUCAUCAAUAUCCUGCUUGUUGUAUUGGUCUUAAGGGAACACCGGGUCGACGAUAGCGGGAGACACAUCCGAUCCAUCAAUUAUGUGUCAGAAGAACAUGUGGACGUGAGCCAGGAGACGGUCGAGGAUACCGACCAAAUCGCCGUGUUGACCUCCAACAUCCUCUUUUUCGUCAUCAUGUUUGUCUUUGCUGUCUUUGAGACCAUCUCGACCCCUCUGUCUAUGGACAUGUUCGCCUGGACCAGGAAGGAUGCAAUUCUGUACAAUGGCCUGAUCAUCUCCUUAAUCGGCGUAGAGUCCAUCUUUGUGUUUAUAGCCGUGAAGAUGAUCUCACAAAGGGCUGGAGACAGACCUGUGCUACUAGGAGGCUUGAUCAUCAUAUUGUGCGGCUUCUUCAUCCUCCUCCCAUGGGGGAACCAGUACCCCAACAUCCAAUGGGCAGAUCUCAAGAACAAAACACUGUCCCUAGAGACUUUUAUACCCACCCCGGCCUCCAAUAGCUCCUUUGAGCCCACUGGCUGUCCGGCCGAGCAGACCUGGUGCCAGUACACCCCGGCCAUCCACCUGGCCCAAUACAUCGCCUCGGAUGUUCUCAUAGGGGUGGGUUACCCAGCCUGCAACGCUAUGUCCUACACACUCUACUCCAAAGUCUUAGGCCCAAAGCCACAGGGUAUGUACAUGGGCUGGCUGACUGCUUCAGGCAGCGGGGCCCGGACCCUGGGCCCUGUGUUUGUCUCACAGGUGUACACCAUUUUGGGGCCCCGCUGGGCCUUCAGCCUCAUCUGUGUCAUUGUGCUGGGGGCCAUAGUGCUCCUGGGGGGGCUCUACCACAGACUCAUCGCCUUCUCUGUGCGUCACGGGAGGAUCAUAGAGUAGAUCAUGGAGGAAUCUCCCCUCAUGCUUCUCCACAGCUUUGUUCAGUCUAUUUUAGGACUUUGAGCCCAAAAUGUGUCACAUUUCCACAAGUAUAUGUUGUCGCCACUGGGAUGUGGUAAAUGCGUUAGUUUGUCUCAGGGUUGACUGUUUGGUCAUGAAAUACGUUUGGGUCAUAUUAGGUGAAUGGUGAUGUGUUAGGGCCUAGUCUCUUGCUGAAAUGAAGCUUGUGUAAUCGUUUUACCCAUAUGGCCUUGAUAAGCUUGCCCAUCUUGAAGGUCCUUGACUCCUUUGAGGGACCACUUUUUAUUUUAGCUGAAAAUGUAUUAAUUAAUAUAGGUUAACCUUGUUACUGAGUUCAUUCAGUUACUUUUACAAGAUUUCAAUAUUGCUUUUCAAGAUGUUCAUUGGCUAGUAGUUAAAAUACUAGUUGAAAUAAGCUUAUUUGAGCAAAAAUACUAGUUGAAAUGAGCUUAUUCGAGCUAAUAAUACCUGUCUUAAACUUUUAAACAAAGUUUAAAACAGGCAAAUACCAUAACUAUAAAGAUAUGUGAUUCAGAAUGAUAGGAAUGUUAAUUAUUUUGGCUUGUUCUGAUAAUUAUGUUUCUGUAUGUGUGUGUAUAUAUACAGUGCCCUCCAAAAGUAUUGG